UGUCAUUAUGGGUCUUUCGAUUUCUAAACUUCUUUCUGGCCUAUGGGGCAAGAAGGAAAUGCGUAUUCUCAUGGUCGGUCUUGAUGCUGCAGGAAAAACCACUAUUCUUUACAAGCUCAAGUUGGGCGAAAUUGUCACCACCAUUCCUACUAUUGGUUUCAAUGUCGAGACUGUAGAAUACAAAAACAUUAGCUUUACUGUGUGGGAUGUUGGUGGUCAAGACAAGAUUCGUCCUCUCUGGAGACAUUACUUCCAAAAUACUCAAGGUAUUAUUUUUGUUGUCGACUCGAACGACAGAGACCGUGUUGGCGAAGCCCGUGAUGAACUUCAACGUAUGCUCAAUGAAGACGAACUGCGCGAUGCUCUCUUGCUUGUAUUUGCCAACAAGCAAGAUCUGCCCAACGCAAUGAAUGCUGCUGAAAUCACUGAAAAGCUUGGUCUGCAAUCUCUCCGUCAACGCAACUGGUGGAUCCAGGCCACAUGUGCUACUUCUGGUGAUGGUCUUUAUGAAGGUCUCGAGUGGUUGAGCACAAGUCUGAAGAAGAGAACUUGAAGUAUUUAGCUCUUUGGUGGUGUUGGUGGUAUUUGACUUUUGGAAAGAAUCUACAAACAAAAUCUCUUUUUCCUUGUC
Messenger RNA from Batrachochytrium dendrobatidis JAM81, 631 nucleotides. RefSeq names its product ADP-Ribosylation factor. The transcript has 2 exons. Gene Ontology annotation, cellular component: plasma membrane; cytoplasm. The record is from RefSeq and is a predicted model, not a curated record. Gene Ontology annotation, molecular function: GTP binding; GTPase activity. Gene Ontology annotation, biological process: vesicle-mediated transport; intracellular protein transport. Bases 8 to 553 code for a protein of 181 amino acids. Lineage: Eukaryota; Fungi; Chytridiomycota; Chytridiomycetes; Rhizophydiales.